GACUGGCGCACUCUGUGUCUCUCCCUCCAUUGUGAGCAGAUCAACGAUGCGAUCGGCCUGAACCUCUGCCACUGCCGCCGCCGCCCAGUCCCACAGCCGGCCAGAGCCCCCUUGUCCCUCCCCUCUCUCUCACACCCCUCCCUGGUGAGACCUGCAACAACAACCAUCAAAUCCUCCCCUCAUCCCUUCCACAAUCUCACACUCACUCUCUCCUCCUGCCCAUCCAGACGGUGAAGGUAAAGAAACCAGCCCCGUCCCCCUCCGCCUCCCAGUCCACCUCCACACCCACUGGCUUUGGAUGUGCGAUUAAAAUCCCCGGCGUCUCCAACCGAGGGUUCAGUCCCAGAGAGUGAGUGAGUUGAGUUGAGAAGGCCAGAGCUUGUGCUACUUUCCAGCAGCAACCAUGGGAUGUACAAUGAGCGCCGAGGAGAGGGCAGCCAUGGAGCGGAGCAAAGCCAUCGAGAAAACCAUCAAGGAGGAUGGCAUUAGCGCCGCCAAGGAUGUCAAGCUGCUGCUUCUCGGGGCGGGAGAAUCGGGGAAAAGCACCAUCGUAAAGCAAAUGAAGAUUAUUCAUGAGGAUGGAUUUUCUGGUGACGAUGUGAAGCAGUACAAGCCUGUGGUGUACAGCAACACCAUUCAGUCCCUGGCAGCCAUUGUCCGUGCUAUGGAUACCUUGGGCAUUGAGUAUGGUGACAAGGAGCGGAAGGCUGAUGCUAAAAUGGUGUGUGACGUAGUGAGUCGAAUGGAGGAUACGGAACCAUUCUCUCCAGAGCUGCUGUCUGCCAUGAAGCGACUUUGGACAGAUUCAGGGAUGGUGGAAUGCUUCAGCCGUUCCCGUGAAUACCAGCUUAAUGACUCUGCACAAUAUUACCUAGACAGCUUAGAUCGGAUUGGAAGCAAUGACUACCAGCCAACAGAGCAGGAUAUCCUCCGAACCAGAGUGAAGACCACUGGCAUCGUAGAAACUCAUUUUACGUUCAAAAACCUCCACUUCAGGCUGUUUGAUGUGGGAGGUCAGAGGUCAGAGAGAAAGAAAUGGAUCCACUGCUUCGAAGAUGUGACAGCAAUUAUUUUCUGUGUGGCACUGAGUGGCUAUGACCAGGUGCUCCAUGAGGAUGAGACCACGAAUCGCAUGCAUGAGUCGUUGAAGUUAUUCGACAGUAUCUGUAACAACAAAUGGUUUACAAAUACUUCCGUCAUCCUCUUUCUCAACAAGAAGGACAUAUUUGAGGAAAAAAUUAAGAAAUCUCCACUAACGAUCUGCUUUCCCGAGUACACAGGCCCCAGCAUGUUUGCUGAAGCUGUUUCUUACAUUCAGUCCCAGUACGAGAGCAAGAACAAGUCAGCAAGCAAGGAGAUCUACACACACAUUACCUGUGCCACUGAUACCAAUAACAUCCAGUUUGUUUUUGAUGCAGUAACUGAUGUGAUUAUUGCAAAUAACCUGAGAGGGUGCGGACUGUACUAGAGUCCGUCAGGCACUGUACAGGUGGCAUUUUUGGAGACAAUUCUGCCGCUGAUUUUACUUCAUACUGCAAACAAAACAGCCAAUUUUGCAACUACUGCUGUUCGGGCACUGAGCAGAAUUGGACAGAUUUCGUAUUCCCUUGCAUACACACAUGGGCCAGGCAGACACCCACCCCAACAUGCACUGUGUCCUUGGGGACACAGUUAUAAUGCCACUUUUGCAUUGAUGAUUUUUUUAAUGUACCUCAUUAUAACUCCAGACUUACUGACAUCAGGACAACCAGGAAAUGCGAGGCCCACUCCAGGAGGUUGUCUCGGGUUGGUUGAAGUUUGCAUCAGGUUCAGUAUAACGGCAAUCCUACUGGUCCUGAUCCAUUAACUCAUACACAGCUACUCACAUUGUCAGUCGUUCAUGCAUGCACACCGAGUCUAACACUUAGGAAACGUAUACACAUUGUAACUGCUUAUAUAUUACUCUUUGCGGUCAGUACUGGGUAUCGUCACAUUCUCAUUCUCUCCCUCUGUCUUUAGUUCCUGAUGUUUUCAGUUUGACUAAAUUUAUUUACAGGUUCACGGUGUGUGACAAGUUUCUCUAAAAGAAAUGUUAUAUUUCAGAGUCCAGAGCCUGUCAUACUCAGUUGCACUUCAAUUUGAUGGAGAAACUGUUGUCUUUUAGGUGUCUCUUGAGGUGGUUGGUAAAAUUAGUGAAGAGAUUUGGAAAGAGAUUUCUUAAGGAGUUUCAGCCAUGUGCUGGCAUCGCAGAGCAUAGACUGUGUUGUUUAUCAGUGACUGGACUUGUGUUUCCCAGUCAGCUUGAGGCGCUCCAUGUGGUCCAGUCUGUGUGGGACCCCAACCCAUGCUGCCUGGUCCAUGUAAGAUCCCCGUGUUGCCAGUAUGCAGAAUGAAAUGGCACCUGGUAUUUAUAGGCAGAGUCAGCCUGUAUCGAGACUGUAGGUGAAUGUUGGAACCUUGUAUCUACUGAUGUUUGCUGUAUGCAACACAGUUGAACAACCAGUUGUGUUGAGGCCCAUUUCAAAAACUUAAAUAAUUUGCUGCACUGUGCUUCUUCUUACUUAGAUAAUUUGCUGUACUGUGUCCAUCCUGGUUCUGCAUGUAAAGAUGCAGGCUUUUCUUGCCAGGUGAUCGAAGUGGAAUCAAAAUAUGAAAUGAUAAUCUUUUCAAAUACUUUGUUAUUCUAACUUAUUGAAAGCUAAGUUUGUGUGUGUGCGCACAGGGGAGAUCCACAAAUAUUAAAAAUAUUUAUUGUAGGUCAAACUAUAUACUAAAAACUACAAUAAAUAUUAAAAGCUGAAAUAAUAUUACAGUUGAAUACCAUGGCAUUAAAUAUAAUAAAUGUAAUGUCUGUCCGUUACAAAUAAUUGACCUUCGACAGGAAGUUGAUCAUUAUCAUUGAGUUUGGGAGACUUACUGCUUUGUUGAGUUUUUAACACAAAUUUCCUCCCUUUCACACUCUCUCAGGGCAAGAUUUCAGUAUUUCUGGCAAUGCUCCAUAUGCUGUACACACUGCUUCUGAUUGCAUGCAUGCCCAGAUUGGGCUACUUGCUGUCUGGGAAUGGAAAGAUUCAGAAGUGGCUUUAUUCAAUGUUUUAGAGAAGCUUGGGAUUUGACCCAGUCCCUGUGAGAAUUAACAGGGUACCACACCAAAGUUUGGGCCAGAGAGCUCUGAGUAAGGAAGAGACAAAUUGUGUUUUAUAUUCAAGUUUACACAGAUGUGCUGUUUAUUUUAAGAUGUUUCUUUUGCCUGCUAUAUAAUUCCACCUGGAUGUUUUUUGUUUACUGGAGAGGGGAUACACCGUACAGCACUGUAGGUAACUGGAGCUUUAAGGCCAUAGGAGCAGAAGUAGGCCAUUCGACCCAUCAAGUCUGCUCUGUCAUUCAUUGAAAUCAUGGCCAAUAAUAAUCCUCAACUCCAUGCCCCUGCCAUUACCCCAUAACCCUUGAUUCCCCAAAUGAUUAAAAAUCUAUUCCUGCCUUGAACAUACUUAUGACCCAGCCUCAACAGCCCUCUUUGGUAAAUUAUUCCAUAAAUUCAUGACCCUCAGCACAAAUUGCUCCCAAUUUCUGUCUUAAUGGGUUGACACCUUGCUCUGAGAUUACACUGUCUGAUCCUAGAUCCUCCCACGUAUGGAAACAACGUAUCGGCAUCUACCCUGAAAAGACCCUAAAAAUCUUGUGUGUUUCAAUAGGUCUCCUCUCAUUCUUCUAAACUCCAAUGAGUACAGACCCAAUCUUCUCAACCUCUCCACAUAAGAAAAAACUGAGUGAAACUAUUCAAGGAAGGAGAGAGGCAAAAAGCAAAUAACUACAGGGUGAUUAGCCUAACAUCUAUUGAUGGGGAAGUAUUGGAAUCAGUUAUUAAAGAUGUAAUAGCAGAAUGUUUGGAAAUUUAUAAUGUAAUUAAUCAGUUUUGGCAUGGUUUCAUGAAAUGGAAAUCAUGUCUAACUAAUUUAUUAGAAUAUUUUAGGAAAGUCUCAACCAGAGUGGAUAUAGGGGAACCAAUAGAUGUGUUGUAUUUGGACUUCCAGAAGGUGUUCAACGAGGUACCUCACAAAAGGUUAAAUCACAUGAUAAGAGCCUGGGAUGUUGGAGGUAGUUUAUUGGCAAGGAUAGAGAAUUGAGCUGUAAACAGCAAGUAGAGACAAGGGGUUCUUUUUCAGGUUGGCAACCAUUACCAUUGGAUUCCACAGGGAUCAGUGCUGGGACCGCAACUAUUUCAAUGUACAUUAAUGACUUGGA
Rhincodon typus (whale shark) is the source of this 4224-nucleotide messenger RNA. RefSeq names its product guanine nucleotide-binding protein G(o) subunit alpha. Gene Ontology annotation, molecular function: G protein-coupled serotonin receptor binding; G-protein beta/gamma-subunit complex binding; GTP binding. NCBI's taxonomy places the organism in Eukaryota, Metazoa, Chordata, Chondrichthyes, Orectolobiformes, Rhincodontidae. The record is from RefSeq and is a predicted model, not a curated record. The coding region runs from base 404 to 1468 and encodes 354 amino acids. Gene Ontology annotation, cellular component: heterotrimeric G-protein complex. The transcript is spliced from 8 exons. Gene Ontology annotation, biological process: adenylate cyclase-modulating G protein-coupled receptor signaling pathway; G protein-coupled dopamine receptor signaling pathway.